CACGGUAAAAGCGAGACACCCAACAAUGGAGCGCUCCCACCUCCACCACCAUCUCCUCCUCCUCCUCUUGGUCGUCGGAGUUGGCCUCCUCGCCACUGAGGUCGCCGGCCACGAGCAGGAGUCCUGCGACACCGCGAUACUGGCCCAUCACAUCAACAUCCUCUCGCCCCCUACCACCGAGAAGGACCCCGGCGGCGCUAGCUGCGAGGUGGUGCGGUCCGGGGUGGACUCGUCCCUGGCUGCGGCCGCGGGCGUGACCCCGUGCCUCUGCCUCCUCGAUGACGUCCCAGCUUUUCUCGUCACCGGCUUCUUCAUCGCGCACGUCCCCGCCGAGAUCUACGCCCCCUGCGGAGGCCAGCACGUCAACGAAGCCCAGCUCCUCGCGGAGAAAUGCGGCAGAGUAUUGGCUGGAUUGUCAUCCUGGAGAGAGGAGGAGAAGGACAAAGAUGGCGCCAUGGAGGACAAUGAGGACGGCGCCGUGGACGACGAGGCCAUCCGCAGCAACACUGAUGGGUUGGCUGGCUCUAUGUCCAUCGUCGAGUAGGAACUAGGAAGAAGGCAGUGGAAGACCGUUUAAUUGUACUGGCGCUUGUGGCCUGGGCCGCAGUUAGUUCAGCGUUGUUUUUCUUCCUUCUUUAUGUUUCCGUGGAACCUGUCGAUUCUUCUGAUUACAAGUUUUGUGUUGAAUAAAAUAUAAAUAAGGUGG
Molecule: messenger RNA, 706 nt
Organism: Triticum urartu
Lineage: Eukaryota; Viridiplantae; Streptophyta; Magnoliopsida; Poales; Poaceae
Source: RefSeq, a predicted model, not a curated record